CUUUCUUAAGCAGCCAUGGCAGAUCCGCAAAAGCAGAUGCAGGCCCUUUCGGAUGAAUACCAGGCUCUCCAAACGGAACUAGAUGGCCUCGUCGAUGCGCGCCAAAAGCUCGAAUCGCAACAGCAGGAAAACAAGAGCGUCCAAGCGGAAUUCAACUCUCUUGAUGAUGACGCCAAUAUCUUCAAGCUCAUCGGGCCAGUGUUGUUAAAGCAAGAUAAGACUGAGGCAUUGAUGGCUGUUAAUGGGCGUCUGGAGUUUAUUGAAAAGGAGAUCCAACGGAUCGAGGGUCAAAUUAAGGAAAAUCAGGAUAAGAGCGAUAAGAAGCGGGCUGAAAUUGUCCAGUACCAGAGUCAGAUCCAACAACAGGCCGCUGCAGCGGCUGCUUCUGCUUGAACCCAGCUUUGACUUGAAGCUAGAUGAUAAGAGGUCGAGACGAGCUAGCGCUUGAGAGUAGUGUGGAAUAAAGGACGUGAUACCCAGCGUAUGAACACCAGCUGAGCCACCAAGGUUGCUCGCAUAAUCUACUUAGCUGAAGGGUCUGCACGAUACGUUGUCCCUGCGAUUCAGCGGGGAGCCGUGGGUCGAGAUUGUAGUUCUAUCGGAGGCUGAAUACGCAGUCACGCAGGACUGCCUCAGAAAGGAAGACUUCGAUGUACCUGGCUGGAUAUGGAGCCCUGGCUGUAUUUGUGAGGGCAAGGCUCAGGGAGUACACUCAGUUCAGAUGCUUCAAUCAUUGAUGCACCAUAACAUUAAGAAUUACCCCGAGA
Messenger RNA from Aspergillus nidulans FGSC A4, 767 nucleotides. RefSeq names its product tubulin-binding prefolding complex subunit YKE2. Lineage: Eukaryota; Fungi; Ascomycota; Eurotiomycetes; Eurotiales; Aspergillaceae. Gene Ontology annotation, cellular component: prefoldin complex. Gene Ontology annotation, biological process: protein folding. The transcript is spliced from 4 exons. The record is from RefSeq and is a predicted model, not a curated record. The coding region runs from base 16 to 393 and encodes 125 amino acids.